Messenger RNA from Cyclospora cayetanensis, 546 nucleotides. Its product is annotated as ADP-ribosylation factor 1. The coding region runs from base 1 to 546 and encodes 181 amino acids. Gene Ontology annotation, cellular component: cytoplasm. The transcript is spliced from 3 exons. Gene Ontology annotation, biological process: intracellular protein transport; vesicle-mediated transport. The record is from RefSeq and is a predicted model, not a curated record. NCBI's taxonomy places the organism in Eukaryota, Apicomplexa, Conoidasida, Eucoccidiorida, Eimeriidae. Gene Ontology annotation, molecular function: GTP binding; GTPase activity.
AUGGGGCUCUCUAUCAGCCGGCUCCUCAGCCGCAUCUUUGGAAAACGUGAGAUGCGUAUUUUGAUGGUUGGACUGGACGCCGCCGGCAAAACCACCAUUCUAUACAAAUUGAAGCUUGGGGAGGUUGUCACGACCAUUCCUACAAUCGGCUUCAACGUUGAAACUGUGGAAUUCAAGAACAUCUCCUUCACUGUUUGGGACGUUGGAGGGCAAGACAAGAUCCGCCCCCUGUGGCGUCACUACUUUUCAAACACUCACGGCAUAAUCUUCGUGGUCGAUUCAAAUGACAGAGAACGUAUCGUUGAUGCCAAGGAGGAGCUUCACAGGAUGUUGGGCGAGGAUGAAUUGCGGGACGCCGUGCUGUUGGUCUUUGCGAACAAGCAAGACCUUCCCAAUGCAAUGAGUGUGCCAGAGAUUACAGACAAACUAAUGCUCUACUCCAUCCGUCACAGACACUGGUACAUCCAGUCGGCGUGCGCCACUGCUGGCGAUGGUCUCUUUGAGGGGUUGGAAUGGUUGUCUACCACAUUGGCUAACAAAUCGUAA